This is a messenger RNA of Diospyros lotus (date-plum), 1740 nucleotides long. RefSeq lists its product as uncharacterized. The record is from RefSeq and is a predicted model, not a curated record. Gene Ontology annotation, biological process: transmembrane transport. NCBI's taxonomy places the organism in Eukaryota, Viridiplantae, Streptophyta, Magnoliopsida, Ericales, Ebenaceae. Gene Ontology annotation, cellular component: membrane. The coding region runs from base 19 to 1740 and encodes 573 amino acids. Gene Ontology annotation, molecular function: transmembrane transporter activity. The transcript has a single exon.
UCCACAAUAGAAGGAAAGAUGGCGUUUUCCGGCAGUGGAUGGGCCUCGACCCCCCAAAUCCUCAACGGCCGAUGGUUCAUGUUAUUUGCCUCCUUCCUCAUUAUGUCCGUUAAUGGCACCACCUCCUUGUUUAGUGUCUACUCUAAUAACCUUAAAUCCUCCCUUGGCUAUAGCCAAACCACCCUUCUCUUGCUGAGCUUCUUCAAGGACUUGGGUGCUAACGUCGGCAUCCUCCCUGGCCUUAUCAACCAAGUCAUGCCGCCGGUGGUGGUCCUCUCUCUCGGCGCCGCCCUCAACUUCUUCGGCUACUUCAUGUUUUGGCUCGCCCUAACCAAAAGAAUGGCUAGUCCCCAGGUCUGGCACAUGUGUCUCUACAUUUUUCUGGCCGCCAAUUCCCAAACCUUCUCCGAAAAUGGCUCCCUCGUCGCCUGUGUUGAGAACUUUCCAGAAAGUCGUGUCCUUGUAUUGGGGUUACUCAAAGGCUUCAUCGGCCUCAGUGGCGCCAUCCUCACGCAACUCUACCACAGCAUCUAUGGCGAAGACGCCAACGCUCUCAUUUUGCUUCUCGCGUGCCUUCCCACCGCCAUAUAUAUUGCCAACCUCCGAACCAUUCGAACCAUCAAUGAUGUCCGGCAGCAGCCAGACAAGCUCCGAGUUUUCUACAAGUUCCUCUACAUAUCAUUGGGCCUGGCUGGUUUUCUCAUGAUUGUCAUCAUUCUUCAAAACGAAACUCCCUUUAGUAAGUUUGAGUACGGCAUCAGCACGGCCUCUGUCCUCAUUAUUCUCUUCCUCCCACUCGUUAUUGUGAUCAAGGAAGAAUAUGAAAUUUCUAAGAGCAGAACACAAGCUGUGGAUGACCCAGAUCAGUUGGAAGUCAUCACUAGGACACCAGUCACACCACCAGUACCGGCACCACUGGGGCAAGAAGUUUCGAUGUCCUGGUACAAAGAUGCAUUUCGGCCACCGGAGAGAGGUGAAGACUAUACCAUUCUCCAAGCACUUUGCAGCAUUGACCUCCUAAUCCUCUUUUUUGCCUCAAUUUGCGGCAUCGGAGGCACUCUGACAGCCAUAAACAACCUAGGACAAAUCGGGGCUUCACUCGGAUACUCAACUAAAAGCAUUAGCACCUUUGUUUCGCUAAUAAGCAUCUGGAACUAUCUCGGCCGUGUCGUGGCCGGAUUCGCCUCUGAAAUCUUGCUAACCAAGUACAAGUUCCCACGACCUCUACUACUCACUAUCGUUCUCCUCUUCUCUUGUUUCGGCCAUGUUCUCAUCGCCUUCAAUGUCUGGAACGGUCUCUACGUCGCAUCGAUCAUCGUUGGAUUUUGUUUCGGGGCACAAUGGCCGUUGUUGCUGACAAUAAUCUCUGAAAUAUUUGGGCUCAAGUACUACUCGACGCUAUUAAAUUUUGGGGUGGUUGCCAGCCCAAUCGGAUCGUAUGUGCUUAACGUGGUAAUCACUGGUCGAUUAUACGACAAAGAGGCUGAGAAACAGAUGAAGGCGUUUGGGAUUGCUAGGAAGGGUCAGGACAGCAUGGAUUGCAAGGGUGAAGAAUGCUUUAGAUUGGCUUUCAUCAUAAUCACAAUAGUGACGGUGGUUGGUGCAAUUGUUUCGGCCUUAUUGGUGCUUAGGACUUGGAAGUUCUAUAAGAGUGGCAUUUAUAAGAGGUUCAAGAAGACAACGGAGGCCAAGGCCGAGGAGGUGGAGAUGGAAGUUGCCGGAAAUAGUGGUGAUAGAUGA